Molecule: messenger RNA, 2489 nt
Organism: Sander lucioperca (pikeperch)
Lineage: Eukaryota; Metazoa; Chordata; Actinopteri; Perciformes; Percidae
Product: zinc finger protein 2-like
Exons: 5
Coding region: 253-2118 (621 amino acids)
Biological process (GO): regulation of transcription by RNA polymerase II
Molecular function (GO): RNA polymerase II cis-regulatory region sequence-specific DNA binding; DNA-binding transcription factor activity, RNA polymerase II-specific
Source: RefSeq, a predicted model, not a curated record
ACGCCUUUCUUUUAUUCUGAAGGGCAGAGGAGUGUAGCGGAAGUUGUGUUUGUGUUUCCGGGUCCCGCAAGCUGUUACGACCUCCGUCCCAUUGUUUGCAUUUUACUGCGUGAUGAGGACGGCGGAGUCAAACGCGCCAGUGUUUUGGUUUCCUACAGAAAGAAACACCACACACUGCUGGAUGUGGGUUUAAAACGUGAACCGGAGCUUCAACGAGCAGGUCGGGGAGAAGUCGAGGAGAGACACUUCAACAUGAACUCUGAGAGGAAACUGUCAGCUGGCCAGCGGAGAGAUGUCCAGAAAGUGAUUGUUGGUGAAGAACAUCAGCAGGAGUGGAGCUCCAGUCUGGACCAGGAGGACACAAAGGCCCCACACAUUAAAGAGGAACAGGAGGAACUCCGGAUCAGUCAGGAUGAAGAGCAGCUUCAAGGCCUGGAGAAUGCUGAUAUCAAGUUCCCAAUAACUCUUGUCCCUGUGAAGAGUGAAGAUGAUGAAGUGUUCUCACAGCUUCAUCAAAGACAAACUGAAGAGAUAAAAACAGAAGCUGAUGGAGAGGACUGUGGAGGACCAGAACCAGCCAUGAACUCGGAUCCAGAUACACAUUUACAACCAAUUGCUGAUGACCGUUCUGAACCUGAGACUGAUGACAGUAAUGAUUGGAAGGAGACCAGAGAACCUCAGUCAGGUUUAAACUCUCUGAAUAACAAAGUCACUGAUCCGAGAUGUACUGGUAACAAACCAUUUAGCUGCUCUAAAUGUGGGAAACAAUUCAGCACCAAUGGACAUCUGAAGAGACACACGAGAUCUCAUACAGGAGAGAAACCAUUUUGCUGCUCUGUCUGCAAGAAAUAUUUCAAACAGAGUGAACAUUUACAGACGCACAUGAAAAUCCACACGGGAGAGAAACAAUUUAGCUGCUCAGUCUGUAAGAAAGCUUUCAUAGUGAGAGGAAAUCUACGGAAGCACAUGAGAACCCACACAGGAGAGAAACCGUUUAGCUGCUCAGUCUGUAGAAAAGCUUUUACAGUGAGUGGGAAUUUACAGAAGCACAUGAGAAUCCACACUGGAGAGAGACCAUUUAGCUGCUCAGUCUGUAAGAAAGCUUUUAGAGAAAGUGGACAUUUACAGAAACACAUGAGAAUCCACACAGGAGAAAAACCAUUUUGUCGUGUGGAGUGGAGCUCCAGUCUGGAAGCUUUUCCUUCAGAUGUCCAAAAAGUGAUUGUUGGUGAAGAACAGCAGCAGGAGUGGAGCUCCAGUCUGGACAUUAAAGAGGAACAGGAGGAAUUCCGGACCAGUCAGGAUGAAGAGCAGCUUCAAGGGCUGGAGGAGGCUGAUAUCACCAAGUUCACAUUCACUCCUGUCCCUGUGAAGAGUGAAGAUGAAGAGAAACCUGAGUUCUCACAUCAAAGACAAACUGAACAAAUGAAAACAGUAGCUGAUGGAGAGGACUGUGGAGGACCAGAACCAGCCAGGAACUCAGAUCCAGAUGCACAUUUGCAACCAGAUACCUACAAGACUGGGUACUCUGCAGAACCUGAGACUGAUGACUGGAAGGAGACCAGAGUAACUCAGUCUGGUUUAAACUCUCUGAAUAACAAAGUCUCUGUCUUUGAUCUGAGAUGUACUGGUGAGAAACCUUUCAGCUGCUCUAAAUGUGGGAAAAGAUUUGGCAUAAAUGGACAUUUGAAGAGGCACAUGAGAUCUCAUACAGGAGAGAAACCGUAUAGCUGCUCUGUCUGCAAGAAAUAUUUUAAACAGAGUGGGCAUCUACAGACGCACAUGAAAAUCCACACCGGAGAGAAACAAUUUAGCUGCUCAGUCUGUAAGAAAGCUUUUACAGUGAGUGGAAAUUUACAUAGACACAUGAGAACCCACACAGGGGAGAAACCGUUUAGCUGCUCAGUCUGUAAUAAAGCUUUUACAGGGAGUGGUAAUUUACAGAAACACGUGAGGAUCCACACAGGCGAAAAACCAUUUAGCUGCUCAGUAUGUAAUAAAGCUUUUAGAGAGAGUGGACAUUUACAGAAACACAUGAGAAUCCACACAGGAGAGAAACCAUUUAGCCGUGUGGAGUGGAGCCCCAGUCAGCAAGGUAAAAAUGAACAAAGUCUCUAAAAGUGAUCUGCGAUCAGUGGGUCCUUAACUAGUCUAUAAUCCAAUAAUUAGAAUUUAAGCUUUGAAUUGUCUUAAAAAUGAUUUUGACAGCCCUUAAAAAUUAAUUUGGAUCAUGAAGUUAACGUUACUGUUGUGAAAUUGCAUUAUAUUCAGUGAAUCAUUUUAUAUUUAUAUGGGGAAGGGGGGGUUAUAUUGCUCAUGAUAUAACGGAAUUACCGAAACAAAACCAACAUGGAACCAAUGUCCACUACUGCAAACUGUGCAACCGGGUCAGACUUUAUCGCAGCACACCCAGCUUGUGUGACACAAUGUGGUGUGUGGGCUAUUGUUGUAUCUCCUAGAUUCUUUUGUGCAUGUGUAAAAUAGCUUCU